Molecule: messenger RNA, 1638 nt
Organism: Neltuma alba
Lineage: Eukaryota; Viridiplantae; Streptophyta; Magnoliopsida; Fabales; Fabaceae
Product: cytochrome P450 78A7-like
Exons: 2
Coding region: 1-1638 (545 amino acids)
Molecular function (GO): oxidoreductase activity, acting on paired donors, with incorporation or reduction of molecular oxygen; monooxygenase activity; iron ion binding
Source: RefSeq, a predicted model, not a curated record
AUGGCCUUUUCUCCAUCAUCUUCUUCGGACACAACCUGGUGGCUCUUCACACUUCCAGCCAUAACAGGAACCCACCACUACUCCCAUGACACUUUCCUUCUCUUCUUCGUCCCUUUGCUUCUUUUCUUAUUAGGGUUCCUUUCAUGGACUUUCUCUUCUGGAGGCCUAGCUUGGAAAAAUGGCAGGACCAUCUUGGGUCGGGUCGCUAUACCAGGACCCAGAGGUGUCCCUAUAUUUGGCAGCUUAUUCAGUUUGAGCUACGGCUUGGCUCAUCGUACUCUUGCUUCUUUGGCUAACUCCCUAGCCGCCAAACAGCUCAUGGCUUUCAGCUUGGGCUCAGUCCCGGCCGCCAUCACUUCCGAUCCUCACAUAGCACGCGAAAUUCUGACGUCACCCCACUUUGCCGACCGCCCCGUCAAGCAAUCGGCCAAGACCCUCAUGUUCAGCCGAGCCAUUGGGUUUGCUCCAAAUGGCUCUUACUGGCGGCUGCUCCGUAGGAUCGCCUCCGCUCAUCUCUUCUCACCGAGGCGCAUUGCCGCCCAUGAGACUGGCCGUCUCCUCGACUGCUCCACCAUGUUACGAGCCAUAGCUGCUGAGCAGUCCGAAAACGGCGUCGUUGCCUUAAGGAAACAUCUUCAAGCUGCGGCUCUUAAUAACAUCAUGGGCACCGUUUUUGGUAAAAGAUAUGCGUACAAUUACCCCCAUAGCUUUGACUUGGAGGUUAAGGAACUGCAUGAAAUUGUGAGGGAGGGGUUUGAGCUGUUAGGCGCAUUUAACUGGUGUGAUUAUGUGCCAUGGAUGAGCUUGUUUUAUGACCCUUCUGGGAUCAAAGAACGGUGCAGAGAUCUUGUUCCUCGCGUGAGGAAGUUUGUGAAAGGCCUCAUAGACGAACACCGAUUGGCUGCUUCUUCAUCAUCCAACAAGCUUUGUGAUAGCUCGGACUUUGUGGAUGUUUUGCUAUCCCUAGAUGAGCCAGACGAGAAGCUCCAUGAAGAUGACAUGAUUGCUGUUUUAUGGGAGAUGAUAUUUCGUGGUACUGAUACAACGGCACUUCUAACCGAGUGGGCAAUGGCGGAACUGGUUCUGAACGGACACGUUCAAGCGAGGCUCCGCGAAGAAGUUGACGAGGUUGUGGGAGACAAAGAUGACGUCACCGAUUCCGACGUGGCGAAAAUGCCCUACCUUCAAGCUGUCAUGAAGGAGACCCUGAGGGUGCACCCACCUGGCCCGCUCCUUUCGUGGGCCCGACUCUCCACGUCAGACGUCCAGCUCAGCAACGGCAUGGUGGUCCCAGCCCACACGACUACUAUGGUGAACAUGUGGGCUAUAACCCACGACCCAGAGGUGUGGGACGAUCCAUUAGCGUUCAAACCAGAAAGGUUCGUCCCAAGCGAAGGAGGAGCUGACGUGGACGUCCGAGGUGUUGACCUGAGGCUCGCACCGUUUGGAGCCGGGCGAAGGGUUUGUCCAGGGAAGAACCUGGGGCUCGUCACUGUGAACCUGUGGGUGGCUAAGUUGGUUCGCCAGUUUGAGUGGAUUGAAGGCCAGGCUAAUCCAGUUGACCUAACAGAGCAGCUUAACUUAUCAUGUGAGAUGAAGAACCCUCUCAAGGCCGUGGCCAUUCCUAGGGCUAUUUAA